CCACGCGAACAUGUGGCUGCAAUGUUUGGCUGCGGCUUGGCUGGUAGCGGCGGCGUCGUCGCGCGAGGUCUUCACCAACUCCUUCCUGGUGCGGUUCAAGCGGUCGGUGCGCCACGAGGAGGCGCAAGACCUGGCUUCCCGCCACGGGUUCGACAGCCUGGGCCCGCUGCUCGGGUCUGACACAGAGUGGCACUUCGCGCACCGCGGGCUACCGCACGCGCGCUCGCGCCGCUCCAUCGCGCACGCGCGCCUUCUCAAGCAACACCCUCUCGUCCACGCAGCAGUCCAGCAGACCGGCUUCAAGCGGGUGAAGCGGGGCUUUCGCCCCCUCCGGCUGCCGGAGACAGCCCCGGCCGACGAGCCGCGUGACCCCUACUUCCCUCUGCAGUGGUACCUCAAGAACACCGGCCAGAAUGGGGGCAAGCCGAAGCUCGACCUUAAUGUCGAGGCGGCGUGGGCACAGGGGUAUACUGGCGUGAAUGUCACCACUGCUAUCAUGGAUGAUGGUGUGGACUACAUGCACCCAGAUCUGAAGUACAACUAUGGCAAGAAGAUAAUUGUCAGGGAAGUAGAAAAAUCCUACUUAGUGGCGUUCCUUAACCUCCAGAGUGUAGAUUACGCUCAGAAAUGGACUGUAUAUCAGUAA
Molecule: messenger RNA, 646 nt
Organism: Ostrinia furnacalis (Asian corn borer)
Lineage: Eukaryota; Metazoa; Arthropoda; Insecta; Lepidoptera; Crambidae
Product: neuroendocrine convertase 2-like
Exons: 5
Coding region: 11-646 (211 amino acids)
Biological process (GO): peptide hormone processing
Cellular component (GO): membrane; neuron projection
Molecular function (GO): serine-type endopeptidase activity
Source: RefSeq, a predicted model, not a curated record